This is a messenger RNA of Paecilomyces variotii, 3696 nucleotides long. Its product is annotated as SNF2 family N-terminal domain-containing protein. Bases 1 to 3696 code for a protein of 1231 amino acids. Gene Ontology annotation, cellular component: cytoplasm. The transcript is spliced from 2 exons. The record is from RefSeq and is a predicted model, not a curated record. Lineage: Eukaryota; Fungi; Ascomycota; Eurotiomycetes; Eurotiales; Thermoascaceae. Gene Ontology annotation, molecular function: ATP binding; ATP-dependent chromatin remodeler activity.
AUGGCUGCCUCCUCCGGUGAUGCCGCCAUGGAGGACCUCCUCGAAGAUCUCUCGCUGCACCACGUCCUGCUGCAAAGUCUCGAGGAAUCACAGCCUGAUGAUAUCGAGAGCAAAGAAGAAUUGAUGGAAGCCAUCAAGAAACUGGAACAGCAGGUGGCGCGCCUGCGUGGAGACCGUCCUCGUUCGUCGUCAGCAGCGCCCUCGAGAUCAUCGCAUGGGCCAUCGCAGCUGGAUGGCCCUUUGGACGAGAGGCCAGCAGACUCGUCCAGCAUCCCAAGAUGGGGCGGGUCGCAGCAGACGUCUAUCGCCAACUCAAGCAAUUCCGCAUCAUCUCAAUCUCGUGGACAUGUGCCCUAUCCAGAUACGUCUCGCUUUUUGCAACCUUUGCCGACACGCAAACGCCAGUAUGAAGAUGUUGAUGCUGGAUAUAUGGGAGAGACUUCGGAGCCAGCCUCAAAGCGGAAUACCCCGAUGUAUCCACGUUCUGUCUCAUCGACUCCGACGGCUUCAAGCGUUUCCUCUGCCGGUUUCGGGGAAGCUGCUAAAUCUAGCGAUGCCUUGGAAGCCAGUAGUGAACUCCAACAGUUACUGGGUCUUGACAGCCUAGAUACCUUUCAUGACAUGCAGCGACACCAGCAGGAGGCAGAGAAGUGGCUCGAACAACGAAGGGAGCAGGAACGUCGGGAUGAAGAACUGGCCAGGAAAUUGCAAGAAGGAUGGGUUGAUGGGCCACAGCACCCAACGGCCUCGAGUUCACCCGCCCCCAGCCAUGCCACGCUUGAUUCCUUAGCAAUGCCCCCUCCGCGCAACCAGAGCCUUGUGGGACAUGACACUCGACGAGAGCUGCCCAGUUUUGGUCCGACAGAUUUCUUCGCCCCAAGGUCGCAUCAAGUUGGUGCUGCUUCUGCGAGCAGACAGCCGAGAGAGUCCAUCGCAAAAGAUGAGACGUUGGCCCGGCGCCCUCCGUCGGCUUCCCAGCUCGACAGUAGCGAUAGUGAUAUUGCAGAGAUAACACCCCGAGACUUCGAACGCAGCGCCAGACAGACAUACCGUCCGCCGCAUUCUUUGCACAACUAUAACUUUCUCAAGAAUUCCGGAAACCAUCCUUCGUACUCGUGGAAUGCCGGACAGCACAGAGAUCCAGGAAUUCUAGGCAGCUCUAAUGGCUAUGUCAAUCCACAGUACGUAUAUGGUGAUAUGAACACAGCUGCUCCUCGGAACAGCAACAGCUGGUAUGGACCUAACGUCCUCCAAAAUACUAUGGCGCGACUCAACGAGACGAAGAAGAAAGUAUUCGACAAUGCAAGCCAAAUGUAUCAUAGCUUCUCAGGCCCUUCCUCGUCCAACAGUUUCGGCCAGUAUUACGGAGAUCUGGUCUCCACUUUUUCAGGCUUUGGCCGCGACGAUGAAUAUGAUUAUCUGAGGGACAGGUAUCGGGACCUGUAUGAUGACAUUUCCUCGGAUCCGAAGAAGACGACAGAAGAAAUCAAGCAGCUAUUGGAGACUAUUAGACCAGACAUGGAACUCGCUAUGUCGGGACAGGAAGGAACUCCGGAAGCUUUGAAAUACCCCUUGAUGGAACACCAAAAACUAGGUCUUGCAUGGAUGAAGUCUAUGGAAGAGAGUGAGCAAAAGGGAGGGAUUCUUGCCGAUGAUAUGGGCUUGGGCAAGACCAUCCAAGCUCUUGCUCUUAUCGUCUCGCGGCCUUCUACCGACCCCGAACGAAAGACAACGCUGAUCAUUGCCCCCGUGGCUCUGAUGCAUCAGUGGAAGCGGGAGAUCGAAAGAAUGCUCAGGCCUGGAAAGUUUCAGCGGUCCAUAUACGUGCUUCACGGUGACAAGCGAGCUGUCAAAUAUAAAGACCUGAAGAAGUACGAUGUCGUUCUCACCACGUUUGGAACAUUAGCUUCUGAAUUCAAGCGCCGAGAAGAGUGGAAGGAGAGAAAACGUCGGAAUGGGAAUAUCUCUCAUGAAACUUAUAGUCUGCCUAUACUCGGACCUGGAAGCAAGUGGUACCGUACAGUCAUCGAUGAGGCCCAAUGUAUCAAGAAUCGGAACACAAAGGCAGCUCUGGCGUCCUGUUGCAUCGACUCGAUCUAUCGAUGGUGCAUGAGCGGUACUCCGAUGAUGAACAAUGUGGGCGAACUGCAUUCUUUGCUCAGGUUUCUCCGUAUCCGCCCUUACUGCGAAUUGGAGAGGUUCAAUGCAGUGUUCACGCGUCCUCUUAAGAGCUCCAUCACCAGCGUCCAGGACAAAGCGAUGCAGCAGCUGCAAGUGCUGUUGAAAGCUGUUCUUCUCCGCCGAACCAAGACUUCAGAGAUUAAUGGCAAGCCCAUUUUGCAGCUGCCGCCACGCAUUACUGAGGAGGUUCAUGCCGUAUUUAGCGACGAUGAACAGGAGCUGUACCAGGCUUUGGAGACAAAGACCCAACUCCAGUUCAACAAGUAUCUCAAAGCAGGAAGCGUCGGUCGCAAUUACUCCAACGUUCUUGUGCUGCUUCUCCGACUGCGGCAAGCUUGCUGCCAUCCACAUCUACUUAGCGAUUUCAGCGUGGAUGUCAACGCGAGCACGGGAGAACUCGACCUUAUCGCUAACGCCAAGGUGUUCAGUCAGGAAGUCGUGAUCAGACUAAAGGAGAAUGACAAUCUGGAAUGUCCGGUGUGCAUCGACGCAGUUGAGAAUCCAAUCAUUUUCUUCCCUUGUGGACACAGCACAUGCGCUGAGUGCUUCGCGAGGAUUUCUGACCCAGCUUUAGCUGUGCGGCUGGGUCACGACGGGUCUGUUGAAGUCAAAUGUCCAAACUGCCGUGCCAAGGUCGAUCCGAAGAAAGUCACAGACCAUGUCUCCUUCAGAAAGGUUCACUAUCCGGAGGAGGGAGGUGAAACCGCUGAAGGUGAAGCCCAGGGGAAUGAUAAUGUGGAAGAAGAAGACACUGAUAGCGACGAUGAUAGUGAUGAGGAUGAUAAUGGCAGUCUUUCUCGCUUCAUCGUUGACGAUGAAGAGUACAGUGAGGGCAAUUCGAAAACGAAGAAAACCAAGGGUAAAGGUAAAGCGAAGCGUGCUCGCGGACAAAAACGAACCUUGGCAGAGCUCAAGAAAGAAGGCAUGAAGAAUGCCAAAGCGAAGCGCAAGUACCUUCGCCGUCUCGAGAAAACCUGGGUGACUAGCGCAAAGAUCGAAAAGACCAUGGAAAUCUUGGAGCAGACGGAGAGCCGCAGCGAAGGAGAAAAGACGAUCAUCUUCAGUCAGUUCACUUCGCUUCUUGACCUGCUUGAAGUCCCGAUCAUGCGUAAGGGAUGGCGAUACCACCGCUACGACGGUAGCAUGAAACCAGCUGAACGCAACAGUGCGGUCAUUGACUUCACCGACAACCCAGACUGCAGGGUACUGUUGGUCUCCCUGAAAGCUGGCAACUCUGGUCUCAACCUUGUGGCAGCCUCUCAGGUUAUCAUCUUCGACCCGUUCUGGAACCCGUAUAUUGAAGAGCAGGCGAUCGACCGCGCACACCGUAUCGGUCAAAUGCGCGAAGUGCGCGUCCAUCGCGUGCUCGUCAAGAACACGGUCGAGGACCGCAUUAUCGCGCUUCAGGAGAAGAAGCGAGAGCUCAUUGAGGGUGCUCUUGAUGAGAACGCGAGCAAGAACGUAUCUCGACUCGGAACAAGAGAGUUAGCGUACCUCUUUGGCAUCCAAACCUAA